AUGGCCACACAGGUGAACGCCAGGGCGGGAUCAGUGCAUGGCAGAACUGGCCGUUGGGGUGGAAUUAAAGGAGAGCAAGUGCCACGAAAAUGUUCUGUCACUGUUCCUUUGAACGUGCAAUUAACAGGUUUGCCUGUUUGCCCAGAGCUGACUCGAGAGCACAUUCCUAAAACCAGGGAUGUGGGUCACUUUUUGUCUGUUACUGGGACUGUCAUACGUACCAGUUUGGUGAAAGUUUUGGAGUUUGAACGGAGUUAUAUCUGCAAUAAGUGCAAGCACGUGUUUGUCGUCAAGGCUGACUUUGAACAGUACUAUGCCUUCUGUCGUCCGUCAGCCUGUCUUAAUGAAGAAGGCUGCAACUCAACCAAGUUCACGUGUCUCUCUGGAACAACCUCUUCUACCUGCUGCAGAGACUACCAAGAAAUCAAAAUUCAGGAACAGGUUCAAAGACUGUCUGUUGGAAGCAUCCCUCGUUGCAUGGUGGUUGUUCUGGAAGAUGACUUAGUGGACAGUUGCAAGUCUGGAGAUGACAUCACAGUGUAUGGAGUGGUAAUGCAGAGGUGGAAACCUUUCCAUGAGGAUGCACGCUGUGACUUGCAGCUUGUUUUGAAGGCCAACUAUGUUAAAGUAAACAAUGAGCAGCUAGCAGGGGUUGUAAUUGAUGAAGAAGUCCGCAAGGAAUUUGAAGGCUUCUGGGAAAAGCACAGGAAUGAUCCUUUAGCAGGGAGGAAUGAAAUUUUGGCGAGCUUAUGUCCUCAAGUUUUUGGAUUGUACCUGGUGAAGUUGGCUGUAGCCAUGGUGCUUGCCGGUGGUGUACAGAGGACUGAUGCUACUGGAACUCGAAUCAGAGGUGAAUCUCAUCUUUUGUUGGUUGGAGACCCAGGUACGGGGAAAUCUCAGUUUCUCAAGUACGCAGUGAAGAUUAUGCCGCGGUCUGUGCUUACUGCAGGAAUUGGAUCUACAAGUGCAGGUUUGACAGUGACCGCUGUGAAGGACUUUGGGGAGUGGAACUUGGAAGCUGGAGCACUGGUGCUUGCAGAUGGAGGCCUUUGUUGCAUCGAUGAGUUCAAUAGUAUCAAAGAACACGACAGAACUAGUAUCCAUGAAGCAAUGGAGCAACAAACCAUCAGUGUUGCAAAGGCAGGCUUGGUGUGCAAGCUUAAUACAAGGACAACGAUCCUGGCAGCAACAAACCCAAAAGGCCAUUAUGACCCUAAUGAGUCUGUCUCUGUCAACAUAGCUCUUGGCAGUCCGCUGUUGAGCAGAUUUGACCUGGUUUUAGUAUUGUUAGAUACAAAGAACGAGGAAUGGGACCGCAUCAUUUCAUCCUUCAUCUUGCAAAAUAAAGAUUACCCAAGCAAGUCAGAAAAGCUCUGGAGCAUGGAAAAGAUGAAGACCUACUUCUGCCUUAUAAAAAGUAUACAGCCAAAAUUGUCUGAUGAGAGCAACCUGAUCCUUGCACGCUACUAUCAAAUGCAGCGUCAGAGUGACUGCAGAAAUGCUGCCCGAACUACUAUUCGCUUAUUAGAGAGUUUGAUUCGCCUUGCAGAAGCUCAUGCCCGAUUGAUGUUUAGGGAUACUGUGACUUUGGAAGAUGCUGUAACUGUGGUAUCGGUGAUGGAAUCUUCUAUGCAGGGGGGUGCACUUCUCGGAGGCAUCAAUGCCUUACACACCUCAUUUCCAGAAAAUCCAAUGGCGCAGUACCGAACACAGUGUGAACUCAUAUUGGAGCGACUGGAGCUGCAAGAUCUUCUGCACAAAGAGCUACAAAGACUCGACAGAUUACAAAAUGAAAAUUCAUGCCAGAUGCAGCCUGAAGAGACAAGUUUCAGUCCUACUACAAGAUGCUUGAACAAGGAUACAUUUGGGCAGUCAAAGCAAAUGUCUCAGUCAGAACCUUCAAAUCAACAAGAGAAUAACUCCAGGUCACAGCCUUCUCUGCCCAAAGGCAACUCUGAAGGCGAUGCACAUCCAGACCCCUUAUCCAACCCAGCACAUGGUAAUAACAAAAACACAAACCAGCUAAUUAAACAUAGUAAAAGAGGUGAUGAUGGCAGCCUAGCAUGGUUUGACAGCCUGGAAGACAGCAACACUGAUGCUGAAGAAAGUUUUCAGAAAAAGUCUCCAGCACCCAAGGUAUCUCCAAAUAACUUGGCUUCAAAAACCCUGCGUAAAACACCUUGUUCUGAAGGAAGAAGUGCUUCAAUAUCAAGGAAGGGAAAUGGAAUGAGAGAGUCACUAGCAGCUGCGAAUCUACAUGCUCCUUUGGAACAGGACAAAGCUUCCAAGAUAAGCAGGAAAAGGACUGAAGAACACAACUGUUUUUCUUCAGAAGCAAAUUUUCAAGACACAUCAUCACCAAGUGCUAAUGUGCAGGAUUCAGUUAUUAUGCAACGGGUUUCUAAAAGCUGGCAGAGACUGCACACGGAGAAAUCACAUGGAUUCUUUACAAGUACACAGGACCCUGAGGCAAAGGCCCUUCCUUCAGUAUUACCUGCGUCUGGCCUGCCAGAUCUCUCAAGUGAUGCAGAUUCUGUGCUAGGGGAGGAAAAGAACAGCACAUCUGUAGCAGCAAAAGCUGCGACAAUUUCAAUGAGAAAACGAAGUAAAGGUCAAGUAGUGAAGGAAACAAAGGUAGUAAGUUCCCAUGAGCCAGAAAUCCUUGACAGUGAAAGUCCUCCAGCAGCUAAACUAGCUAAAUUUUCUUUCAAACCAAGGACAAAACUUGAUCAUUCUUCAGAGAAGAAAAAUGAAGAAUUUUCUAUUUUUCAGAGUGAAACUGUUGUUAAGCCUGGAGAGCAGCUCCAGGGAGAGCAGCUGCCAGAAGAAUGCUGUCCCCCUGAGAAGUCCAAGGUGACAUUGACUCGCUUACGAAAAAGUAGUUUAGAAAAACGAUCAACAGGACGGGCAACAAUACGCUCUGAUGUCAGUUCUGAUGCCAUGUCAUCUCCACCCACUGAAAAGAAAAGGGAGGGAGAGGAGAAGCUUGGUGGCCCAAGCACAGGGAAGGUGCGCUCCAGCACAUUAGCCAAACUGUCAACAUUCUCCUUUGCAUCAUGUCCUGAGUCAAAAUUGGAAACCUCACCUACCAUUAAGAUUGACACUCAAAAGGAGAGCCAUAGCCCCCUGCUGAAGGUGCACGUGAGCAAUCCUAGCAGAAGGAAGAGUUUUGCGUUGGGAAAUGCCAGCAAAGCCAGCAUGGUCACACAGAAAUCUCUCUUCUCGAUAGCAGAGCUAGAUGAUGCUACAUUAGAUUUUGAUUGGGAUGAAGAAGUUAGGAAAAAUCCAAGCACGUAACCUGUAUCUUCCAAAUUACUUAGCAUACAGUUCUUCUGAAUCUCUAUCCUUCUAUCAAUUGUAUCCAUAG
This is a messenger RNA of Egretta garzetta (little egret), 3367 nucleotides long. It is a transcript of the gene MCM9, whose product is annotated as minichromosome maintenance 9 homologous recombination repair factor. The record is from RefSeq and is a predicted model, not a curated record. Gene Ontology annotation, biological process: double-strand break repair via homologous recombination. Bases 1 to 3297 code for a protein of 1098 amino acids. Gene Ontology annotation, molecular function: single-stranded DNA helicase activity; ATP binding; single-stranded DNA binding. The transcript has 12 exons. Gene Ontology annotation, cellular component: MCM complex; nucleus. Lineage: Eukaryota; Metazoa; Chordata; Aves; Pelecaniformes; Ardeidae.